CUCAAUAAAAGCCCGAUUUCCCAGCCGUUGGACUUGUCUAAUCGGCCCGGCCCUGGGCCCAGCUGUUCGCUUACGACGUACCCCACCCUGAUGAGCCCAUUAAGCUGAAGCCAGGUCGGGUUCCGGGGCCCCACCCAUCCUGCCGUCAGGCAUGAGUCCUUCGCUAGUUGGCCCCCUAAAGAUUUUUUGAAAAGGAGUUCGGCGCGCCGGAAAAGAGAGAGAGAGAGAUGGUCGGCUGAGCGAGUGGAGAGAGAGGAAGCGCCAGGAGGACCGACGAGCCGUUCUAGGGUUUUGAGACUGUCGCCGCCGGUAUGUUGGAGCUUGCGGAGUCGAAUAUGACACUGGAUCCGACCGAUUGGUAUAGCUUCGGGCCCGGAUAGAGGAAGGGAGAAUGAUGACACAUUGUAACGGAUACGAGAUACAAGACACUUUUGGCAAUAAAAAUAGUUGUUUCGAUCAUUCUCUUCCUUUUCAAGAUGGUGAACAGGCACUCGAAUCUGUGACUUUUAAUGAUUCUCAUAAGAAGCAACUAUAUGAAGCAGUAAGUCGUGUCAAAACAAGUAUAUUCAGCAAAAGUCCUGCAAACGUACCUUCUCUACCAAGAAAAGAUGAAAGAGUGCUUCCGUCUGCUCUAAAAGAGGGAAGUUCCAACAUAAAGGUUCCUUCAUGGUCUCUUCAAUCUGAAAAAACGGUUCAAGCAUUAGACCUCAAAAAGUACAGCACAGGCAACACCAUUUUAGAUUGCCAAGCGCCUAAAAUCUCCACUAGUUCUUUUGGAGAAGAUGAAGAAGGUACAGGAAACAACACAUUAUGCUCGGAUUAUCCAUUCCAGGGGAAAAGGGGUUCUGCACAUCACAAAAAAUAUGGUGAUAUUUCCUCAGCCAAUGCUUUUGGUACUGUAUUGAGAAAUGGGCAAAGGGAUAGAGAGGAUGAUAUGCAGUUUUAUGAUUGUCCUAAUAUUAUUGGAGAUUUUGAGGAUUUUAACAGAGUAAACAGAAACAUUGGCACUAUACUUGCGCAAUGGAGCACUGUCACCAAAGAUGAGAUCUCACCGUUUUCAGCCGCCUCGCUUGGUUUUCUUGAUAUGGAAGAUACGCUGCAAUCAGUAGUACCAUCUUCAGUUUCAGAGUUGAGUGCUUUUAACAAUACAUCAAGUUAUCAAGAUUUGUGCACCAAUAUUUUGCUGGCAACUGAACCAUCAGCCAUUAAAACUGAGACCAUCUAUGGUCCCCACUGUAGUCCUCUACCAAUGUAUUUGAAUACGGAAAAGGCUGAAAGAUCGGUAAUAUCUGAACGGGCAUAUAUUCAUGCUGAGAUGGCUGAGAAAAGUUCGGUGCUUGAACAUAUUGGCUAUGGAAAUGAAUGGAGAGAUCCUAGCAAGAUUAAUAUGACUCUUAAGGAGCUUCACACAACCACAGGGAAGAAAGUCAAUUCAACUUUAGGAUCCAGCGUACAAUGCUCAUUAUGUGGUUGUGGCUUCAUACAAAAUUUUCAUAGUCCGGAACUUCUUUCUUCCGUCGUUUCAGCUCCUCAACCUUGUUAUUCUCAAGCUAUUUCAAUUGAAAACCUUUUGUCGGAGUCUCAUGCUUCCAGCUGCCUACAUUCCUACAACCCUCAAGCCCAGCUGAGCGACAUCCUUGAACUGCAACAUGUUUGUCCAACACUUAAUUCACCAGUUGCUGAAUCCAGUGCUUUGUCUGAUUAUGCAACUUCAAACAAUCCAUCGAACCAUGCCCCUCAGUUCAUAGGGAAUCUACCCUGGCCCAUUUCCAUGACAUCAGUGGCGAUAGAGAAAAACGAAAAUAUGUUUGGACGUCAGAAGUUUGCGGCUGCAAGUUCUUCUCUUCAAAGAAAAUAUAAAUUUGAAGAUGAAGUUGAAGGUAAUAAAAAAUCAGUCUAUACAAGUGGAAAUCUACCAGCAGUUACUAUAGGCCCAUCAAGUUUACAUGGAAAUUCUUGCAUGAGUGGUACUUCUCUUGAUGAUAUGUCUCUAACAGCAGCUAAUUUUCAGCAGCUUCAGAUGAUUAUCGAUCAGCUUGGCGUGCGAACUAAGUUGUGCAUAAGAGACGGUCUAUAUCGUUUGGCUAGAAGUGCUGAACAAAGCCAUUACUAUGUCGCUGAAAACAACGCCGACAGUGGAACUAGCCCUAUGAUAGGACUUCAGGGUGUUAACGGUUCAAAAAG
Messenger RNA from Phalaenopsis equestris, 2184 nucleotides. RefSeq lists its product as uncharacterized. The record is from RefSeq and is a predicted model, not a curated record. Gene Ontology annotation, biological process: circadian rhythm; regulation of DNA-templated transcription. Lineage: Eukaryota; Viridiplantae; Streptophyta; Magnoliopsida; Asparagales; Orchidaceae.